AUGAUAGGAGACACAAUGACGCUGUUGUCUCUCUUGGGUCGAAUCAUGCGUUAUUUCCUCCUCAGGCCGGAGACACUGUUUCUGUUGUGCAUAAGCCUGGCGCUGUGGAGUUAUUUCUUUCACACCGACGAGGUGAAAACCAUCGUCAAGUCCAGCCGGGAUGCCGUGAAGAUGGUGAAGGGGAAGGUGGCGGAGAUGAUGCAGAACGACCGCCUCGGCGGCCUCAGCGUGCUGGACGCGGAGUUCUCCAAGACCUGGGAGUUCAAGAACAACAACGUGGCCGUUUACUCCAUACAAGGGCGGCGGGAUCACAUGGAGGACCGCUUCGAGGUGCUCACCGACAUCGCCAACAAGAGCCACCCGUCCAUAUUUGGGAUAUUUGACGGUCACGGUGGAGAGGCUGCAGCUGACUAUGUGAAAGCCCACCUGCCAGACUCCCUCAAGCAGCAGCUGCAGGCCUUUGAGAGAGAGAAGCGAGAGGGCGCUCUGUCCUACGCCAGCAUCCUGGAACAGCGCAUCCUGUCCGUGGACCGCGACAUGCUGGACAAGCUCUCCGCCAACCACGAUGAAGCAGGCACGACCUGUCUGGUCGCCCUGUUAUCGGACAGAGAGCUGACGGUGGCCAAUGUCGGGGACUCGCGUGGCGUUUUGUGUGACAAAGAUGGCAACGCUGUCGCGUUGUCGCACGACCACAAGCCGUAUCAGCUUAAAGAGCGCAAGAGGAUCAAGAGGGCUGGAGGGUUCAUCAGUUUUAACGGAUCCUGGAGAGUCCAGGGUAUCCUGGCCAUGUCCCGUUCGCUAGGCGACUACCCACUGAAGAACCUCAACGUAGUCAUCCCCGACCCUGACAUCAUGACCUUCGACCUCGACAAACUCCAGCCGGAGUUUAUGAUCCUGGCAUCGGACGGUCUGUGGGACGCCUUCAGCAACGAAGAGGCGGUGAGGUUUGUCCGCGAGCGUCUCGACGAGCCGCACUACGGCGCCAAGAGCAUCGUCCUCCAGUCCUUCUACCGCGGCUGCCCCGAUAACAUAACCGUCAUGGUGGUGAAGUUCAAGAGUGGGGCAGGGGGGAGCAGCAAGGCAGGGGAGUAGACCGGAGUGAAGGCGAGAGCUCACACAGGGAUCGUUGGUACUUUCUGCAGCGGUAGAGAUGCUGUCUCCCUCUACUGGACGGAGCGGCGAACAGCAAGUCGAACACCACGAGAGCAUUGGAAAUUGCAGAAGACCGGACACUGAGUGCUCUCUUAUGGAUGCUCUGACAAACGA
Molecule: messenger RNA, 1266 nt
Organism: Lampris incognitus (smalleye Pacific opah)
Lineage: Eukaryota; Metazoa; Chordata; Actinopteri; Lampriformes; Lampridae
Gene: ppm1la
Product: protein phosphatase, Mg2+/Mn2+ dependent, 1La
Exons: 4
Coding region: 1-1092 (363 amino acids)
Biological process (GO): protein dephosphorylation
Molecular function (GO): protein serine/threonine phosphatase activity; cation binding
Source: RefSeq, a predicted model, not a curated record